Nerophis lumbriciformis (worm pipefish) is the source of this 3167-nucleotide messenger RNA. RefSeq names its product progesterone receptor (gene pgr). The record is from RefSeq and is a predicted model, not a curated record. Gene Ontology annotation, molecular function: DNA-binding transcription factor activity; zinc ion binding; sequence-specific DNA binding. Gene Ontology annotation, biological process: regulation of DNA-templated transcription. Lineage: Eukaryota; Metazoa; Chordata; Actinopteri; Syngnathiformes; Syngnathidae.
CUUCAUUUCCCGGGAAGGACGAGCAAAGAUCGGCCAUGACGCCAACAAUCGGCAGGAAGAAGUCGACUCUUCGGUGAUCAGCAGGAGGACCACGUGGUGCUCUUUACGCGCAGCCGCUUUACGCACGACCUUAGGAUGAGCAGAGCCGGUGACGUCACGGAGGGGGGCUACGCGGAGCCGCAGUCGUCCUACGGAGACUCCGCGGCGUCUUCCGGCGGCGGCGGCGGCGACGUCUUCCCGGCCUGCAGCCUGCUGGACACUCCGCACCUGUUCGAGCGCGCAGGUGACGUCACGCCCUGGGAGCACCUGGCCAAAGUCCAGCAGGGCACAGGUGCGUCCGCGCCGGAGAGUCAGGACGGCGCGGGUUCGAGUCUGGUGGCGGCGUGCAAGUUCAUCAAGGACGAGGAGGAAAGUUCCGUCAUCAUGGAGGCGCCUUGUCCGGAAGUCCUGCAUGACACCUGCCGGAAGCAGAGCCAGUUCGGCUUCGGUGAUCCGGAGUUCGGCCCGGUGUGUGCCAGAGGGUCGCCGGUCUUUGUGCACCAGGCGGACGGCAAGGGGAGCCUGCACCUGGACGCACACCUGGCCGUGUACAAGGGCGACCUUCCCCGCUGGCAGGUGCCCGUCAGUCCCGCUGAGGCGCACUUCUGGUGCCAGCCUGCGGAGGAACACUUCCCUCAGGGAGUCCACAGCCAGGUCCACAACCAGGUCCACAACCAAGUCCACAACCAGGUCCACAGCCAGGUCCACAACCAGGUCCACAACCAGGUCCACAACCAGGUCCACAACCAGGUCCACCAUCACAGGACACAGACGCCUUUCAGCGCCUUUCAUGGAUUGCCCCCUCAGAGGUCAUGUGUGAUCUGUGGAGACGAAGCGUCAGGUUGUCACUACGGAGUUGUCACCUGCGGCAGCUGCAAGGUCUUCUUUAAACGAGCCGUCGAAGGACAUCACAGUUACUUGUGUGCAGGACGUAACGACUGCAUCGUGGACAAACUCCGCAGGAAGAAUUGUCCUGCGUGUCGUCUGAGAAAGUGUUACCAGGCAGGAAUGAUGCUGGGAGGCAGGAAGCUGAAGCGCUUCGGGGCCUUCAAGGCCUUGGGUCUGAGUCCGUCCCUGGUGUUCCAGUCCCACCUGGGCGACCCCCCCGGCCUGCCGUGCGUGCACGACGUGCAGUACUCGCACCAGAUGGUGGGCAUCCUGGAGAACAUCGAGCCAGAGGUGGUCUACUCGGGCUAUGACAGCCUGCAGGUUGAAGGUCCUCACCUGCUGCUCAACAGCCUCAACCGCCUGUGUGAGAAGCAGCUGCUGUGGAUCGUCAAGUGGUCCAAGUCUCUGCCAGGCUUCCGGAAUCUUCACAUCAACGACCAGAUGACACUCAUCCAGUACUCAUGGAUGAACCUGAUGGUCUUCUCUCUGGGGUGGCGCUCCUUCCAGAACGUCUCCCAAGAAUUCCUCUACUUUGCACCUGAUCUUGUUUUAAGCCAGGAGCAGAUGAGGAAGUCUCCAAUCUACGAGCUGUGCUUGGCCAUCCAGUUCAUCCCUCAGGAGUUCUCCAACCUGCAGGUGACACGUGAGGAGUUCCUGUGCAUGAAGGCCAUCAUCCUGCUCAACACAGUGCCUCUGGAGGGCCUCAAGAGUCAGCCGGCGUUUGAGGAGAUGCGUCAGAAUUACAUCCGUGAGCUGAGCAAAGCAGUCCACGUGAAGGAGAAGAGCGUGGUUGCCUGCUCGCAGCGCUUCUACCACCUCACCAAGCUGAUGGACGCCAUGCACGAUAUAGUGAAAAAGGUCAACCUGUUCUGUCUGAGCACCUUCAUUCAGGCUGAUGCCAUGAAGGUGGAGUUCCCAGAGAUGAUGACUGAGGUGAUCGCCUCGCAGCUUCCCAAGGUGCUGGCAGGGAUGGUGCGCCCGCUGCUCUUCCACCCCAAGUGAUCAUACCCUCUUUCCUCUUACACCCCAUGUGACCAUACCCUCCUUACUGUUCCACCCCCAAGUGACCAUACCCUCCUUCCUCUUCCACCCUAAGUGACCACACCCCUCUUACUCCCCCCAAGUGACCAUACCCACCUUCCUCUUCCACCUCAAGUGACCACGCCCCCCUUGCUCUUCCACCCCAAGUGACCAUACCCUCCUUACUCCCCCAAGUGACCACGCCCUCCCUACUCUUCCACUCCAAGUGACCAUACCCUCCUUCUUCUAUUCCAAGUGACCAUACCCUCAGUACUCUUCCACCCCAAGUGAUCAUACACUCCUUACUCCCCCAAGUGACCAUACCUUCCUUACUCUACCACCCCAAGUGACCAUACCCUCCUUACUCUUCCACCCCAAGUGAUCAUACCCUCCUUACUCCCCUCAAGUGACCAUCCCAUUCUUACUCUUCCACUCCAAGUGACCAUACCCUCCUUAUUCUUCCACCCCAAAUGACCAUACCCUCCUUACUCCCCCCAAGUGACUACACCCUCCUUUCUCUUCCACCCCAAGUGACCAUACCCUCCUUACUCCCCCCAAGUGACCAUACCCUCCUUCCUCUUCCACCCCAAGUGACCACACCCUCCUUACUCAUCAAACAUGGUAUAGUGUCCAACAUGGCGUCCACAAAACAUCCAACAUGGUAUGGUGUCCAACAUGGUAUGAUGUCCAACAUGGUAUGGCGUCCAACAUGGUAUGGCGUCCAACAUGACGUCCAACAUGGUAUGGUGUACAACAUGGCAUCCAACAUGGUAUGGUGUCCAACAUGGCGUCCACAAGACACCCAACAUGGUAUGGCGUCCACAAGACAUCCAACAUGGUAUGGUGUCCAACAUGACGUCCAACAUGGUAUGGUGUACAACAUGGCAUCCAACAUGGUAUGGUGUCCAACAUGGCGUCCACAAGACACCCAACAUGGUAUGGCGUCCACAAGACACCCAACAUGGUAUGGUGUCCAACAUGGCGUCCACAAGACACCCAACAUGGUAUGGCGUCCAACAUGGUAUGGUGUACAACAUGGCAUUGAACAUGGUACGCUGUCCAACAUUGCGUCCACAAGACUUCCAACAUGGUAUGGUGUCCUACAUGGCGUCCACAAGACAUCCAACAUGGUAUGGCGUCCAACAUGGUAUGGUGUCCAACACGAUGUCCACAAGACAUCCAACAUGGUAUGGCGUCCAACAUGGUAUGGUGUCCAACAC